GGUCAAUGAGGGAGGAGAGGAGAGGGAGGUGAGGUGAGGGCUGGGCCAGGAUGGACUGGAAGUGUGCGUCCUGCAGCAUUUAUAAACAUGGCCCCUUAACACACCUAAGGGUCAUUGUUUACAUCCAUCCAUACAUGCCAUUUCUGCCUGUAUGCCUGACUUGUUUGGCAGAGCUGUAGAAGACAGUGAAGUGAUCAUCUAACCUCAGGUUCUUCGUCCAUUUCAGCUCAACAGGCAUCAACUUGAAGCUUCAGCACCUGUUCUGCAGAGAAAAACACAUCAGAGGGAAAACCCUGUGGAUUUUGGCAGCUAAAAUAAUUCCUGUUUAGAUCUUCCAAACCAGCUGCCAACAUUUCACCCCCAACAGCCAUGUACAGCUCCAGCUACUCCCGGGCCAAGUUUGGCCUGGAGGGAAGGGAGCCUCUGCAUAGGCCUAAAGGGAAAAGCUGCGGCUACUACAUGAGGAUCGUCUUCUUCUUUUCUUCUCUGAUCCAGUCCCUCAUCAUCGUCAGCCUGGUGCUCUUCCUCAUCUAUGGACAGCCCGAGAAGUCUGCAGAGGAGAAGAGAUUGAAGGAGCUGGAGCUGAACUUCAACAGGCUGAGCGAGAACAACGUCCAGCUGAGGAAGGAGAAAGGGGAGCUUGGAGCUCAGCUGGGAGCUCGCACAGCUGAGAAAACUGCUUUGGAGAAAGAGAUGGAGAAGUUUAAGACUGAUGCCAACAACACAGAGCAUCAAUUAAAAAGCAAAUUAGCUAUCUAUGAAAGGCAGAUUGCAACAACACGUAGCACGAUGAUGCGGUGUCCCACCACUCCAAUGCUGUCUCCUGCCCUGGCCCCUUCUGGCAAUGAAUUGAAGACCUUGCAGAGCCUCAACAGCCAGCAGAAAGCUAUGAUAAAUCUCAUUGAGGCAAAUUUCAGCCAGACGGUUCAGUAUCUGAUGCAUGAGAGAGACAGUGCCCUCAAAGACAGAGACACAUAUCACCAGGAUACCAUCACCCUGCGCAGGGAUAACACCAUGCUGAAGGAGCAGCUCACCACCUACUCCAGGAAAUGCAAAGAGGACUUUGCUCAGUCUUUGGACGGGAUCCAAACGGUGACCAGGGAUUUCCUGAACAAGAUCAAUAACCUGUUUCCCCACCAGCUGACCUUCCACCUCACCUGUGAGCGCCAGCAGGAGCAAAUGGAGAAGAUAAAAAACAGCUGCACUAACCUGUCCAGAGACGUGGAGAAUAAGUUUCAGAUGUACUUAGACAACGUCGGCAACAAGGUGUCCGAGAUCCAAGGCCUGUCAAGUCGCCUGAUGGUGCAAACCUCACACUUGACCGCCGAACUGAAGCAGUGUGAACUCAGUCGCAGUAAGACAGUCGCCGACGCCGACUUGCAGCUACAGCAAAAGCAAAAGACUCAUGAUGAGCAGAUGGAGACAUUACUGAUGGAGAAGAAUCGACUGAGAGAACAGAAGAAACUGCAGGAAGACAGUUUGGCCCUGAAAGUGAAAGAGCUGCAGACCCUGAAUGACAUGCUCUCUGCUCAGCCCAACUGUAAGUUUGGUGCCCCUAAAACUCCUGGCAUACAGACGGCGCCACAGCUGAACAGACAAACUGUGGCCAACUAUCCCUCUAUUGGAGCACCCGUCCUCAGAAAAACUCCAACGGUGAGAUGAAAUGAACCAACAGUGUAAUCAUUCAAGGCACCAGUAUUGUGCCACAGUGAUCAACGUUCUGCCUUUAAAAGAAUUUAAGGACAUGUAUAUAAUUCUGGACAUACUUCACACAUCACCAAACACAACCUGUAAAUACUCUGACUCCACAUUAAUGACGUAUCUUUUGUUGUUCUGCUCUGUGCAUGCUUCAUGUAGCUCUACUUGGAAAAAAAAAGAAGUUUCAUUUGUGAGUUAAAAACAUUUGCUGUGAAAAUGUACCUGUAAAAAUGUUAAUGACACCGGUGUAAAUAUGUUCUCUUGUGAGUUACUCACUGUAGUUUUGUGUGGUUAAGAAAACAGAUAUUGGAAAAUCUUUACUUCAUCAUGGAAUUAAACUUUAAAAAACUGAGCACACCUUAA
Molecule: messenger RNA, 2061 nt
Organism: Thunnus maccoyii (southern bluefin tuna)
Lineage: Eukaryota; Metazoa; Chordata; Actinopteri; Scombriformes; Scombridae
Gene: plvapb
Product: plasmalemma vesicle associated protein b
Exons: 9
Coding region: 370-1662 (430 amino acids)
Biological process (GO): regulation of vascular permeability; positive regulation of cellular extravasation
Cellular component (GO): caveola
Source: RefSeq, a predicted model, not a curated record